Elephantulus edwardii (Cape elephant shrew) is the source of this 777-nucleotide messenger RNA. RefSeq names its product homeobox D13 (gene HOXD13). The record is from RefSeq and is a predicted model, not a curated record. Gene Ontology annotation, biological process: regulation of transcription by RNA polymerase II. The transcript is spliced from 2 exons. Lineage: Eukaryota; Metazoa; Chordata; Mammalia; Macroscelidea; Macroscelididae. Gene Ontology annotation, molecular function: DNA-binding transcription factor activity, RNA polymerase II-specific; RNA polymerase II cis-regulatory region sequence-specific DNA binding. The annotation marks the transcript as partial.
GCUUCGUCGUCGUCGUCCUCGGCCGUGGCCGCGGCUCGCCACGAGGCUCCCCCCGCCAAAGAGUGUCCGGCGCCCGCGGCCUCUGCGACCGCCGCAGCACCCCCGGGCGCCCCCGCGCUGGGCUAUGGCUACCACUUCGGUAACGGCUACUACAGCUGCCGCAUGUCGCACGGCGUGGGCUUACAGCAGAAUGCUCUCAAGUCGUCGCCACACGCCUCACUCGGAGGCUUCCCGGUGGAGAAGUACAUGGACGUGUCCGGCCUGGCCAGCAGCAGCGUACCCGCCAACGAGGUGCCCGCGCGCGCCAAGGAGGUGUCCUUCUACCAAGGUUAUACGAGCCCUUACCAGCAUGUGCCUGGCUACAUCGACAUGGUAUCCACCUUCGGCUCCGGGGAGCCUCGGCAUGAGGCAUACAUCUCCAUGGAGGGCUACCAGUCCUGGACACUGGCCAACGGGUGGAACAGCCAGGUGUACUGCGCCAAGGACCAGCCACAGAGUUCCCACUUUUGGAAAUCAUCCUUUCCAGGGGAUGUGGCUUUAAAUCAGCCGGACAUGUGUGUCUACCGCCGGGGGAGGAAAAAGAGGGUGCCAUACACCAAACUGCAGCUCAAAGAACUGGAGAACGAGUACGCCAUUAACAAGUUCAUUAACAAGGACAAGCGGCGGCGAAUCUCCGCUGCCACGAACCUAUCUGAGAGACAAGUGACCAUUUGGUUUCAGAACCGAAGAGUGAAGGACAAGAAAAUUGUCUCCAAACUCAAAGACACGGUCUCCUGA